This is a messenger RNA of Zea mays, 1041 nucleotides long. Its product is annotated as Stigma-specific STIG1-like protein 4. The transcript has a single exon. Lineage: Eukaryota; Viridiplantae; Streptophyta; Magnoliopsida; Poales; Poaceae. The coding region runs from base 247 to 684 and encodes 145 amino acids. The record is from RefSeq and is a predicted model, not a curated record.
AUCAGGAGAUUUGCCCAGAACCGCAGCAAGCCGCCGGCCGGCGUUCGACUCUCUUUGCUCUCUCAACGAACUCCAGAUUUCACUUCACCAAAAGUCAACCCCCUCUGACCUUCCACUCACCCAUGCAUCAUCACCUCUAUAUAAGCGCUUCACUUGCGAGACAUUCCCAACACACACACACACAACUCGUCCGUCGUCACCACAACAAGCAGUACAGAAUCGAAGUCUCCACUCCAGUGCACCACCAUGGCGAAACUCACGGCAGUCGUCGUCCUGCUCAUGGUGCUGGCCGCCGCAACGGCUGGCGCGGUGGUCACCAACGCCGACGGCGCUACGGCUACCGUCCCAGGUCGUCGCCACCACCAGCAAACCAGGAGGAGCAGCCGUUUCCUGCUUGCCAACUCCUCGCCGCCGUCGCCGUACUACGCUUGCUCCAAGAAGUCAGCCGCCGCCGUGUGCUUCGCUCCGGGCAGCCCCGGCGCGACGUGCUGCGGCGGGCGGUGCGUGGACACGGCAGCCAGCGCCGACCACUGCGGCGGCUGCAGCAAGGUCUGCAAGCACGACCGCAGCACCUGCUGCGGCGGCCGCUGCGUCGACCUGCUCUCCGACAAGGGCAACUGCGGCGCGUGCGGGAACCUGUGCGACAAGAGAUGCAGCAACGGCUUCUGUGACUACGCCCUGUAAUUAAUGUAUAAGCUGUAACGUGACGUGCGAUGCCACAUAUAUUAUAAAAAAAUUGUUAUAUCAACAAGAAAUGAAACAACGGCUUUUGUGGAUUGUGUCCGUCUAAUAAACGCAUUUCAUGAGAGAAUCCUUCUUGUCCACCCUACUCCUAUAUAUAAAUUUGCACGCAUCUCAAAGUAAUAAGUCACAAAAUUAAUUAAUAGUUUUUUCUCUAAUUACUUUCCAGUAGGUCCACAUGGGUCUAGCCUUGCUCUACCUCUAGUAUAAAAACAGAUUGAAAUGGACCGAGAAACAUCUAGCUAGUUCUGGCUAACAAAAAUUAGUUGAAUAACGUUUCUGUUCGCUAAAAAGCAUACC